GGCUGCUGAUGCAGCCCUCGGGCCUCUUGAACAGCAGCACCUCCAGCCGCCGGAAGCGGUGGCUCAGGUUGUGGUCCUCGUCGUCCGCAUCGUCCGCAUCGUCCAUGUCGUCCGUGUAGUCCGGCGGGCGGGUGGAGUCAGCGCUGGACGUGGGCGCGGGUAUGAAAGCGGGCGCCUCAUCUUCCUCUUCCUCGUCCUCAUCGGGGUACAGCUCGCGGAAGUUGGGCUGGCUCUCCUCUGGCUCCAACACCGGGUGCCGCACCUUGGCCCUUCGGGCAGACGUCAGAACUCUCUUCAGUAUAGCUUCGGCGUCGCUUCGAGUGGCCGCGGCUGCUUUAUCGCUCGGGCCAGUGAAUAAUAGUCGCGCGAUGAACUCCCGGAACUACCGCGAGCGGCUGAUCGACGAGGUGAAGAAGUACCCGGUGCUGUACGACACGCAGCACGAGCACCACCGCGACAUCGACGUGCGCGACCGCUGCUGGCUCGAGAUCUCCGACCGCCUCGGCGCCAACAGCGAGGUGUUGAAGCGCGAGUGGAAGAUCCUGCGCGACUCGAUGCGGCAAGCCUUGAAGCGCAGCAACACCGGCGCCACCACCAAGUCAGGGCUGCCCUGCAAGAAGUGGCGCUUCCAGAGCCGCAUGGCCUUCGUGCUGCCCUACAUGACCAUCAGGAGGAAUCAAAGGCAGAUUAAGGAGAACAUUAAGAUAGACGAGACAGAAGCGGCCUCGGACGAUGAGCGGGAGCACGAGGUGUGGGACCCGGGCAACCAGCUCGGCAACCAGCUCGGCAACCAGCCCGGCAACCAGCUCGGCAACCAGCCCGGCCCCGACCAUGACUCGCUCGAUCUUUUCUUCGCUAGCGUCUGCCAAAGUACGAAGCGCUUACCUCGCAAAUAUCAAUCUUCCGUCAAGAGACAAGUACUAGACACACUUUUAAGAGUCGAAGAGGAGUGGGAGAAUGAGCAGUCAGAGUCCAAGGUGGACGUCAGCAAGGACUACGAAUAAGCAAGUAACAGUGUAGUGCACUGCACUCUGCAGCCGGGGCGGCCGGCGGACAGCUGGUGUUCCUGAACAAUGUGUGCCUCGGAGAUUAAACAUGUUUUUACACUAGACAUUAACUUAUUUACAUUAAACGGUAUUGACUUUACACAGUACA
Messenger RNA from Trichoplusia ni (cabbage looper), 1155 nucleotides. Its product is annotated as transcription factor Adf-1-like. The record is from RefSeq and is a predicted model, not a curated record. Gene Ontology annotation, biological process: regulation of transcription by RNA polymerase II. Gene Ontology annotation, molecular function: DNA binding. The transcript is spliced from 5 exons. Lineage: Eukaryota; Metazoa; Arthropoda; Insecta; Lepidoptera; Noctuidae. Gene Ontology annotation, cellular component: nucleus; transcription regulator complex. Bases 162 to 1004 code for a protein of 280 amino acids.